UCGCUGAGAUCGGGCAUGACCAGGCCUGCUUGUCUUCUCUUCCCAGAGAUGGAGCAGAAGGAAGGGAAGCCCUCAGAGGAUAAAAUCACUGUCCCCCCAACCACAGAGGACCCUGGGACCCUGAGAGAUGGAGCCUCUGCAGAGAAGGAGGGUGAAGGCACAGCUGGGAAGACUGUCCAAGACCAGGCUCCAGAUGGGGCAGGAAAGCCAGAAAAUGCACCAGCUGAAUUCCAGGGAGAAGCAAAUGGGUUAGAUGAGGUCAAGGUGGAAUCUGAAGGGGAGGCCAAGGCUGAACUUAAAAAAGAAGAUGGUGGGAAGGAAGAGACCACAGGGGCCUCUCAGGAGAAGACUGACAGGAAAGAAGAGACCAAAUCUGAACUCAAGGAGGCUGAGGAAAAAGAAGAGGCCACAUUGGCCUCUGAGAAGCUGAAAGCUGACGAGAAAGAAGCCAAGCCAGGAUCCAGGGAGAAAGCUGACGUGGAUGACGAGGCCAAGGAUGAACUGAAGCAGGCUGCCGAUGAGGUGGAAGAGGCCAAGGCUGAACCCAAGGAGGCUGAUGGGAAAGAGGCAGCCGUGGUGGCCCCUCAGGAGGAGAGCAAAAAGAUGGAGGAGCCCAAGGCUGAACUCAAGGAGGAGGCUGGUGCGAAAGAAGCCAAGACGGAAUCUCAGAAGAAGGCUGUUGUGAACGAUGAGGCUAAAGCUGGACCUCAGGAGGUUGAUGGGAAAGAGGAGGUCGAAAGUGAUGCUAAGAAGGAGGUGAGCGAGGCAGAGGAGAGGGAGAAGGCUCCAUGAAGUGGGGAGGCAGAAUCUGGUGGUAUCAAUGAAGAGCAGGACCAGUACGUGGCGGAAGGACCAGAGGAAGGGGUAGGGGUGGUCCCCAGCUCCCCGGAUGAGUGGCCUGAGAGUCCCACGGACGAGGCCCAUGGCCUCAGCCCCGAUGGGGUGCCCCCAGAAGCAGAAGCUUCUGGAGAGACCAGUCCUUCUGCCAGUGAGUCUUCUCCCAGCGAUGUGGCUCAGAGUCCCACGGAGCCCUCUCCCCCGAUGGAAAAGAAGAAGGAAAAGGCCCCAGAGCGCAGGGUGUCAGCCCCUACUCGGCCCCGGGUGGCCCGUGCACAGAACCGCAAAGCCAUCGUGGACAAGUUUGGCGGGGCAGCCUCGGGCCCCACAGCCCUGUUCCGGAACACAAAGGCAGCGGGGGCAGCCAUUGGCGGGGUCAAAAACAUGCUGUUGGAGUGGUGCCGGGCCAUGACAAAGAAAUACGAGCACGUGGACAUCCAGAACUUCUCCUCCAGCUGGAGCAGCGGCAUGGCCUUCUGUGCCCUCAUCCACAAGUUCUUCCCCGAUGCCUUUGACUACACUGCGCUGGACCCCACGCAGCGCCGGCACAACUUCACCCUGGCCUUCUCCACCGCUGAGAAACUGGCUGACUGUGCCCAGCUGCUGGAGGUGGAUGACAUGGUGCGCCUGGCAGUACCCGACUCCAAGUGCGUCUACACUUACAUCCAGGAGUUGUAUCGCAGCCUCGUGCAGAAGGGACUAGUGAAGACCAAGAAGAAAUAAGGUGCUGACCGAC
Loxodonta africana (African savanna elephant) is the source of this 1573-nucleotide messenger RNA. It is a transcript of the gene SMTNL1, whose product is annotated as smoothelin like 1. Gene Ontology annotation, molecular function: protein binding. The transcript is spliced from 7 exons. Gene Ontology annotation, cellular component: filamentous actin; microtubule organizing center. Gene Ontology annotation, biological process: actin cytoskeleton organization. Lineage: Eukaryota; Metazoa; Chordata; Mammalia; Proboscidea; Elephantidae. The record is from RefSeq and is a predicted model, not a curated record.